Molecule: messenger RNA, 1519 nt
Organism: Pseudopodoces humilis (Tibetan ground-tit)
Lineage: Eukaryota; Metazoa; Chordata; Aves; Passeriformes; Paridae
Product: ethanolaminephosphotransferase 1-like
Biological process (GO): phosphatidylethanolamine biosynthetic process
Cellular component (GO): Golgi apparatus; endoplasmic reticulum membrane
Molecular function (GO): ethanolaminephosphotransferase activity
Source: RefSeq, a predicted model, not a curated record
GCUGUGGAUACAAAUCCUUUAUCUGUGUAUAUUAUGCAGCCCAUCUGGAAUAAAAUUAUUAAGAUAGUGCCUUUGUGGAUUGCUCCCAACCUGUUAACAUUCUCUGGAUUUGUCAUGAUUUUAUUUAAUUAUUUUCUAAUAUCUUUUUAUGACUGGGAUUACACUGCCUCAGGUAACAGUCCCGGACUUGUUCCCACCUGGGUGUGGCUGUUCAGUGCUUUUACCACCUUUUGUGCUUAUGCUUUAGACUCCAUAGAUGGGAAACAUGCUCGAAGGACUCAGUCCAGUACUCCUCUGGGAGAACUUUUUGACCAUGGGCUGGAUAGCUGGGCUACCUCCAUUUUUGUGCUUUCUUUUUUUUCUGUCUGUUCCCGUGACAAUGGGAAGACUGGAGUUUCUGUAUAUACAAUGUAUAUAUAUUUAAGCAUUGUCUUGUUUAACUUCAUGUGUUCACACUGGGAGAAAUAUAACACAGGAGUUCUUUUUCUUCCUUGGGGAUAUGAUAUAAGCCAAGUGGUAUUAAUAGCAGCAUAUCUGCUCACCGGUACUGUUGGUGUGGAGGUCUGGCAGAAGCCUCUGCUGUUUGGUUAUUAUAUUACAGAUGUAUUAGUUAUCCUGCUUAUAGGCUUCAGUUUGUUUCUAUCAUUUCCACAAACAUUAUACAACAUUCACAGAGCACAUUUAAAGAAAACACUGAAGAAUGAUUCUCUCUAUGAAGGACUGCUACCUCUUGUGUCACCUCUGUUGCUGUUCAUUCUUCUUACAGUCUGGGUGGUUUUAUCUCCAAGCAACAUAUUAGCAAAGCAACCCAGACUCUUUUUAUGGAUGGUUGGGGUUGCUUUCUCCAACGUUAUUUGCAAGGUGAUCGUCUGCCAGAUGAGCAGCACCCGGCCGGAGCUGUUCCACUGGUUCCUGUUCCCGCUGGCGCUGGUGGUGUACGCGGCCAUCUCCGGGCUGCUGGGCUGCAUGGAAGAAGCGGUUCUCGGCGUGUUCACCGCCCUGGUCACGGCUGCCCAUGUGCACUACGGGGUCUGCGUGGGUAGGCAGCUGAGUGAGCACUUGAACAUUUACAUCUUUUCCCUGAAGAAACGCAUCCAAGAGUGAACACCUGCACUGAGAUCAGACUGUAACACUUGACAUGGAGAUUUGCAGCUCUUCUGAUGUGAUAAAUAGUUGGGAUGAGUCUGAUUAAAAUAACCAAAGAAUAGAAUAGUACAGAUAUCUGAACCACUGCAACAACGAGCUACGCAGCCAGAUGCUUCAUCUCAGAGGAAGAUGCCUGUCCAGCAGAGAACUUUACCAAGCUGUUCUGUUGAUGCUUAUUCUUUUUACCAAGCUGUGUUACUCACCUCUGUUUUGUCUUCCUCCUCCUUACCACUGUGUCCAAAGUCCUGAUAAAUCCAUGCUGGGUUACACAAGAUCUUCGGUGAUUCAUAACCAGCACUGGUUUUGCCCAGCCUAGUCACCAGUAGGACCCCAGCAAUGCAAACCCUCCCUGUAUGUCCUUCCCACCCAGACA